CUGCACGAACGCGGGCGGUACAUGGGGAUCCUGGGCGCAGUAUUCGGCCUCAGCACAACAAUCGGACCGCUGGUGGGCGGAUUUAUGGCGGAUAAUUGGACGUGGCGGAUAUCAUUCUACAUCAACAUCCCACUUGUUUGUCUGUCUAUAAUUAGCAUCUUGCUCUUCGUGCACCCCAAUACAUUUUCUGAAAAGAUAGCUCGGGUAGACUUUUUCGGCGCCCUCAUGCUUGUGACUGGGCUCAUGCUGCUGCUUCUGGGCCUGAACUGGGGUGGUCGCGUAUACCCAUGGGUGUCUCCAGUUGUGAUUAUCUGCAUCUGCGUCGGCCUGCUACUGCUGUGUGUGUUUGUUUUCAUCGAGGGCAAACUCGCUCUUGAGCCAAUAAUCGACCCGCGAAUUCUGCGCCAUCGCAAUGUGGCGCUGAGUAUCUUGGCUGAAUUAUGCGUAGGCGCAGUAUUUUUCAAUACGACGUUCAACCUGCCGGUGUACUAUUCAUUUACUCAAAACAGCAGCGCUUCAGAGUCGGGUGUGCGCAUGGUGCCGCUGGCCUGCGGCGUUGUUGUGUCUUCUAUUAUAUCUGGCUGGCUGAUAGCCAUAUUCAGCGCUUACCGUCUGGCCGCGUGUGCCGGCGCAGUGAUCAUGACCCUGGGGGCCGGGCUGCUGUGUUUAUUCGACGGGCAUAUCAGCACGGGCGCGCAAGUGCCAAUUUUAGCACUGCUUGGGUCUGGUAUCGGCUGCUGCAUCCAGGCACUGCUUCUGACCGCCCAAGCGACCGUGCGCUCGACGGACUUGGCCAUUACCACGGCCCUCGUAACGUUUUCGCAGAUGCUCGGCGGAAUCAUGGGCCUGGCAUUCGGCAGCAUCCACUAUUUGGAUAUUCUCAUCGAUGUAAAUCCCAAAUAUGCAACAGAUAUUAUCAAGGCGCAGAGCAACGCCAAAGAACAGAGCAUAAUUUCUGCGUAUGCCAAGGGUUUCCAGUAUAGUUUUAUUAUGAUAACUUGCCUGGCGGCUGUCGUCAUCAUAUUUGCUGCUUGCUUGCAGGCCAUGUCGCAGCACAAGCCUCCGCCGACGCCAGAGCCCAGUCCAUCCCCCGCAACGAGCAUCAUUACACAACCUAUGCGCCGUGGUUUUGAUCUCAACCGGAUGGACCAUGAUGAGGCGACGCUAGCAUGGUGACAAAAAUUGGUGCGAAUGUGAUGC
Molecule: messenger RNA, 1200 nt
Organism: Kickxella alabastrina
Lineage: Eukaryota; Fungi; Kickxellomycota; Kickxellomycetes; Kickxellales; Kickxellaceae
Product: major facilitator superfamily domain-containing protein
Exons: 5
Coding region: 22-1176 (384 amino acids)
Biological process (GO): transmembrane transport
Molecular function (GO): transmembrane transporter activity
Source: RefSeq, a predicted model, not a curated record